This is a messenger RNA of Elephantulus edwardii (Cape elephant shrew), 654 nucleotides long. It is a transcript of the gene GIMD1, whose product is annotated as GIMAP family P-loop NTPase domain containing 1. The record is from RefSeq and is a predicted model, not a curated record. NCBI's taxonomy places the organism in Eukaryota, Metazoa, Chordata, Mammalia, Macroscelidea, Macroscelididae. Bases 1 to 654 code for a protein of 217 amino acids. The transcript is spliced from 2 exons. Gene Ontology annotation, molecular function: GTP binding.
AUGACGGAUCCCAGCACAAUGAUCAUCAACUUGGCCCUCUUUGGCAUGACUCAGAGUGGAAAAAGUUCUGCAGGGAACAUUCUUCUGGGAAGCAAUGACUUCCACAGUAGCUUUGCUCCAUGUUCUGUGACUCAAGAUUGUAGCCUGGGCCGUAGUUGCUACCUCCACAACUUCAUGCGCCGAAAGGGUCAAGAGAUGGCUGUGCAGGUCCGGGUGUUAGACACCCCAGGCUAUCCACACAGCAGCCAGAGCAACCAAAAUGUCAAACAGAAAGUCAAGGAUGCUCUAGCACAACACUUCGGACAAGAUGGUCUCCACCUUGCCCUGCUGUUACUGAGAGCAGAUAUACCUCUUUGUGGACAGGAAGCAUCACUUCCUGUGCAGAUGAUCCAGGAACUUCUGGGACAUUCUUGGAUGAAAUAUACUGCUGUUCUUUUCACUCAUGCAGAGAAAAUAGAAGAAGCUGGGCUCACCGAAGAAGAAUACAUUGAGGAGGCCUCUGAUACACUGUUAACCUUACUAAAUUCUGUUCAUUGCCGAUACAUUUUCCAGUAUAAAAAUCAAAACUCACUUAAAGAACAAAGAAUACCAAUCUUGGAAAAAAUCUUGGCAAUUAUAAAAGAAAAUUGUUUCCAAGUUCUUACCUUUAAAUAA